Molecule: messenger RNA, 707 nt
Organism: Nicotiana tabacum (common tobacco)
Lineage: Eukaryota; Viridiplantae; Streptophyta; Magnoliopsida; Solanales; Solanaceae
Source: RefSeq, a predicted model, not a curated record
AUGCAGAAACUGGGCAGUCAAGCUAAGCUCGCACCUGCGAGGAAUUUCCGCAGGUGCGAAAGCCACAUGUGCGAUCCACAAAGGAGGAGGAAUAUUACUCUUUCUGUCUCUAACGGGUGCAACUUGCUAUCCCAGCCGGUGGAGCUUGCUAAUUAUCUGAAGCCUUUGGCUUUAGAGAAAGACUGGGAAAAGAUUCAGGUUCUCUUGGGAGAGUGUUUGUUGAACAACGCCAUGCACAACGCAGCAACGGCCAACUUUCUUGCUUCCGAGGGCCUUCAGAGGUUGAUUCGUAAAAAGGAAGAAAUUACCUCUGCUCAGGAUCAGCUUUUGGCAAAGCAGGAGUAACAUGUCGCUCGCCUUUCGGAACUAGAAGCCAAAGCUGCUGAGGCUGUUGUAUUGGAAGCUCGUUUGCAGAAAAGUGGGCAAGAAGUGGUAACCCUUAGCCAAGAAAUUAGCCCGCUGAGGGUUAUAUUUGACGAAGCCAGCGCCAAAUGGGUUGAAGUUCAUAACGUCAUUCUUGCUGCAACCGAACGCGAGGCUGCCUCCGAUGAAAGAGAUAUCAACUUAGAGGUAGCCUUGAACUCCAAAAUUGAAGAGCUUGCUGCUACGGGGGCGAAACAUGCCCAUCUGGAAGAGAAGUACAGAAAACUAUCGAGCAUAAUAGGCUUUUUAGUUCAACUGUCUGCGACCUUGAUGUUAGCCUUAAA